Molecule: messenger RNA, 2585 nt
Organism: Gossypium raimondii (Peruvian cotton)
Lineage: Eukaryota; Viridiplantae; Streptophyta; Magnoliopsida; Malvales; Malvaceae
Product: xylose isomerase
Exons: 20
Coding region: 407-1531 (374 amino acids)
Biological process (GO): carbohydrate metabolic process
Molecular function (GO): xylose isomerase activity
Source: RefSeq, a predicted model, not a curated record
UGUAAUUGUAUCUUGACCGUCGGUUUUGGGGGAGCUCAACUAUAAAUAGAGAGCCUCCCCUCAUUUGUACUCACUCCUGAAUUGUUUCAUUAUUCUUUGUGAAUAAGAGAAGUAGAGAGCAUUUACUCAAACACUUUACGAGCGCUCUUUCUGUUGUUCUUUUGCUUAGCUUCUUUUGGCAUAAAAUCGCUUCCGCUGUUCAAUUGGUGCCUUGGAGGAGUUCUUAAAGAAUCCUCAUCGAGUUAAGGCUGACUUGGGCGAGUUUGGAGCAAACGGAUCGCCUAAGGCCGCACGGAUUGCGAGACGAAAGGUCUAGCCCCGUGACAUGUGCAUGAUCUUCUUUAUAUAUUCAAAAGAUUUUGCAGGGUUUAUUUUGAUACUUUGAGUGAUAUCAGUAAAGAAGAGUAUGGCAGGGAAGAUUUCAUAUAUAUUUCUUUGUAUGAAUGUGAUCCCCCUUUUAGCGGCUGCUGCAUCACAAGCUUGCUCUGCUCAAUCUGAUGCAAAAUGUUCUCAAACCGGUGAAUGGAAUGGGGAAUUUUUCCCUGGAAUUCCCAAAAUCAAGUAUGAGGGUCCUUAUACCAAGAAUAAAUUUGCAUAUAAAUCGUAUAAUGCAGAAGAGGUGAUUCUUGGGAAGAAAAUGAAGGACUGGUUGAGAUUCAGUGUGGCAUUUUGGCAUACAUUCCGUGGAACCGGUGUUGAUCCUUUCGGUGCACCUACGAUAUUUUGGCCAUGGGAAGAUGGUACCAAUUCCAUUGCUAUGGCAAAAAGAAGAAUGAGAGCCAACUUUGAAUUCAUAAACAAGCUUGGUGUUGACAGGUGGUGUUUCCAUGACCGGGACAUUGCUCCCGAGGGCAAAACACUUCAGGAAACUAAUUCAAACUUGGAUGAAGUGGUGAAACUCGCUAAAACACUUCAGGGAAACAAUAUCCGUCCAUUGUGGGGUACGGCUCAACUAUUUAUGCAUCCUCGUUACAUGCAUGGUGCUGCUACAAGUUUGUUUUGCAGCUCUGAAUUGGGUGUAUAUGUAUAUGCUGCAGCUCAAGUCAAGAAAGCCAUGGAGGUGACACACUAUCUAGGGGGAGAAAACUAUGUGUUUUGGGGUGGUCGUGAAGGUUAUCAAACACUAUUGAACACAGACAUGGAAUUUGAACUUGAUCAUAUGGCAAAAUUUCUUGAAGCUGCGGCUGCCUACAAGAGGAAGAUUGGAUUCACCGGAACUCUACUGAUUGAACCUAAGCCUCAAGAACCUACAAAACAUCAAUAUGAUUGGGAUGCUGCAACAACAACUAAUUUCUUGCGAAAAUAUGGGUUGAUCGGGGAUUUCAAACUUAACAUUGAGUGCAACCAUGCCACACUCUCUGGUCACAGUUGCCAUCAUGAUGUUGAGACUGCAAGAAUCAAUGGAUUGCUAGGAAAUAUUGAUGCAAACUCUGGCGAUGCUCAGACAGGUUGGGAUACAGAUCAGUUCUUGACAGAUACUCGAGAGGCAACUAUGAUCAUGCUAAGUGUGAUUGAAAAUGUAUGUGAUUGAUUCUUUUUAUUACCUUUUGUUAGUUCAUUGAGAUUUUCUUCCUUACGCUUUAAGACUUUUCAGUAUCCGGUAGUUGCCAUUGGAUUCCAAAUAUUUCAAAGUUGAGCUAAGUUGUUCUCAAACAAGGAGAAAACUCUCCCGGUGUUUAUUUUCUCCAUUCACAAUACUCCUUUGUUUCAGGGACACUGAGCUUCUUAUCGUUUGACCCAACAGACCUUUGGUGUUCGAUGAGAAUUUAUUUAUCAUAUUUGGUUCACUUUUGUUUAUGACAGGGAUGCAAAAUUACGGAGAGAGAGCACAGAUGUUGAGGACUUGUUCAUUGCUCAUAUUGUUGGUGUUGACACCAUUUUUUUGAUGAAAAACGGUGGCGACUCCCGUUUUUUUCGAAAUCAUUUAUUAAAAACAACCACUUUUGGAGGUGAUCCGAUCACACCUCAUCAAAAAGGAUCGGUGGCGACUCCCGUUUUCGUUUUCAUUUUUCAAAACCCAAGUCGACCCCGUUUUUUAUCCAAAAAAAAUGGUGUCAACAGUUGGAAUGGACACCUUAGCCUGUGGACUCCGAUAUGCUGCCAAGUUGAUUGAGGAUGGUUCUUUGGCUAAGCUUUUUCAUAAACGAUAUUCAAGCUUCUAUAAUGAACUCGGUGCCCUCAUUGAGGCUGGUAAAGCUGAUUUUGAAAUGCUUGAGAAGAAAGCAAUGGAAUGGGGCGAACCUACGGUUGCUUCAGCCAAGCAGGAACUUGCGGAAAUGAUCUUCAACUCUGUGCUAUAAGAGGGACCUUGGCUAGCAAUGUCUUUUGCAAUUUAGCAUUAGGAGUAAUUGAUGAUGUUCAAUAAGUACAGUUUAUGUAAUUUUCUUUUUUUUUUUUUUAGAAAUCUUUUGUACCUAAAUUUCACUCUCUUUUUUUUUAAUUUGGUAUUUAAUUUUUUUAUGUCCAAUUUGGUAGACUCCAUUUCCUAAUUCGAUAUUUAAUUUUUUUGUCCGAUUUGAUGUUAGUUUAUUGAGAUAACAAAAAUAAUCAAUGUAUGGUGAAUGACAUGGUGUUUCUUUUUUGUA